Molecule: messenger RNA, 1891 nt
Organism: Trichogramma pretiosum
Lineage: Eukaryota; Metazoa; Arthropoda; Insecta; Hymenoptera; Trichogrammatidae
Gene: Tmx3
Product: protein disulfide-isomerase TMX3
Exons: 9
Coding region: 554-1840 (428 amino acids)
Biological process (GO): peptidyl-cysteine oxidation
Cellular component (GO): endoplasmic reticulum
Molecular function (GO): protein disulfide isomerase activity
Source: RefSeq, a predicted model, not a curated record
GUAAGGCGAGUGCAAUGUCCACCGCGAGCAGCCGAUAUGUCGCGUACUUUGGCUCAUUGCUCUCCUGAUUCUUCCUGCAGUUUAUAAAAAAAAAAACGAGUGCGCGACCGAGGAAGGAAUUAUAGUGACCGCGAGAUACACUUACUUAUAUAUACUGCACACAAGCCGGAGCAGCAGAGCUCUCAAUAUACUUUUCCACGGCGCCAAUCGCCGGAGUUUUUUGUGAAAAUAACUUGACUCAUCGAGAGUGCUCGAUUUGUCAGUCGUCAAGUCGUCGUACGUAUACUACUAUUUGGCUGUGGCGGUAUCCGGCGCUGCCUCUUCGCGUGUACAUACCCGCGUACACUUUGCUCGUUCUAUUAUUACAUAGUUUACGAGCGAAAAAAUGAAUUGAUUAGGAGAAACGAGCGACGAGAUGAUCCGAGAGAGUCCGUGACUUAAUCGAGUUUUUGUGAAGUGUUCAAUCCAGUUCGACGCCGUACUACCGCAUCCGACGACGCUCUUCGGUACACCUGUUUGCGUUGAAAAAAGAAGCUGCUCCGUUUUCAGCAACAUGGUCUCGCUGAUAAGGCUGUUCAUCUUCAUCGCCUGCACAGUUAUUGUCAGCAGCACGGAGGCGUCGCGUGUUUUGGAGCUUAGCGACAAACUCUUGGAUAUACACAAAGAAGGACCAUGGCUCAUAAUGAUGUAUGCACCUUGGUGUGCUCAUUGCAAGAGAUUAGAACCGGUGUGGGCCCAUGUUGCGCAGUAUCUGCAUUCCACAUCGAUAAGAGUUGGACGAAUAGAUUGUACUAGGUUUAAAAAUGUAGCUCAUACUUUUCAAAUCAAAGGAUUUCCAACAAUCAUGUUUUUUAAGGGAGAUCAGCAGUUUGUUUACAAUGGUGAUAGGACUAGAGAUGAAAUAGUUAAGUUUGCUUUGAGAUUAAGUGGUCCAGUUGUGCAGGAAGUCACAAGAACAACAAGUUUUGAUACUCUUAAAAAAGAUAGAGAGGUCUAUUUUUUGUACGUCGGUGAGAGAUCUGGAAUGAUAUGGGACAUUUAUCACAAUGUUGCAAGCAUAUUUCAACCUCAUGCUUUCUUUUACCAAUCUCAUCCGGUUGUGGUUGACAAGCAUGCUCCUAUUGUAAAAACACCAACGUUAUUUGUUUACAAAGAAAAUUCACAUUACAAUUUUUCAGGCCAUGAUAUAACUGAUAGAAAGAAACUAAAUGAAACUAUUUAUAAGUGGGUAAAUGCUGAAAGAUUCCCAACAUUCCCAAAAGUAACUCAAGGAAAUAUUUAUCAAUUAUACUUGACUGGUAAAAAUCUAGUCUUAGCAGUUGUAGAGGAGAAUCCUUUAGAAGAAGUAUCACCUGAUAUGUUAGAAUUUAAAGAUAUGGUUGAAUCAGUCAUUAAAAGGAAACGUCAAAAAUACCAUGAUCAUUUUCAAUUUGGUUGGGUAGCAAAUCCUGAACUAGUCAAUAGAAUAGCAAUGAUGGUUGUACCAUUACCAAGUUUAAUUGUGAUCAAUACUACAACUAAUCAUCACUACUUUCCAGAGGAUGAGCCAGAAAAGUUGACUCCUCAUGCAAUUGAAUUGUUUUUGGAACACAUUCGAAAUGAAAAUGCGCCGAAAUACGGAGGAAACAGUUUUGUAGUAAAAAUAUAUAGAUCAUGGUUUGAAGUAAAGUCUUCACUAGUGUCUAUGUGGCAAGGCAAUCCAAUUCUGACACUAGUUUUGUUUGGAUUGCCUGCAGGAUUUUUAUCUCUUAUUUGCUAUAAUAUCUGGUGUCCAGAUAUAUUUGAUGCAGAUGAUGAGGAAGAAGAAAAUGCAGAAGCAAGUCAUAAAAAGAAAGACUAGAAUAUUCAUGUUCCAGCAAAGAAAAGAAAAAAUCCUAUAUUGAAACUAAAA